AAGAAGCCAGAAGGACGCUAAUAAGUCAGUCUUAUUAUUUGUUCUUCAGUUUGAAAUAUUUACGUCCUAUAAAAUACAUCUUUGAUUCUUUAUUUUAACGAUAAACUCGUCUCGAUGCGCUAGAAGCACUUUGCUGCUUCUCUUGCUCGUUUAUUGUUAGUUAGCUUAGCUCGCUAGUUAGCUUAGCUUGUUAGCUGCCAACAGAAGUUAUCAACACAUCGCUAAGUAGAGAUCAAGUGUGAGAGUAAAGUGUUGUGAUUGUGUGAAAAUGUCUACAUUACACAUGUUGAGAGCGUUGGUGGAUCAGCGACUAACUGCUGCCGUUGAAGAAAUAUUUGUAGUGUUAGAAAGAACGAUAGCAGAAUACGAGGCGGAACUUUCUAGAACAAAGGAGGAGAACAAGCUACUAAAGGACGCUGUUUUCAAGAAACAUCAAGUUGUGUUACACAGAACAGACGUCCAGCAGCCCCCUCACAUUAAAUAUAAUGAGGAGGAUCCACAGCCCCCCCACAUGAAAGAGGAAGAGAAGGAAGUGUGGAUCAGUCAGGAGGGAGAGUGUGUUGUAGGGCAGGAGGAGGAUGAUGUCAGCAAGUUUCCACUGACUGUUGUCUCUGUGAAGACUGAAGAGCAUGAAGACAAAGCACCUGAGUCCUCACAGCUUCAUCACAGUCCAAACAUCCAGCAGCCCCCCCACAUGAAAGAGGAAGAGGAUGAUCCACAGCCCACCCACAUGAAAGAGGAAGAGGAUGAUCCACAGCCCACCCACAUGAAGGAGGAAGAGGGGCAUCAACAGCCCCGCCACAUGAAAGAGGAAGAGGAUCAUCCACAGCCCCGCCACAUGAAAGAGGAAGAGGAUGAUCCACAGCCCCCCCACAUGAAAGAGGAAGAGGAGGAUCCACACAUGAAAGAGGAAGAGGAUGAAUUACAUCCCCUUCACAUGAAAGAGGAAGAGGAGGAUCCACACAUGAAAGAGGAAGAGGAGGGAGAGUGUGUUGUAGGGCAGGAGGAGGAUGAUGUCAGCAAGUUUCCACUGACUGUUGUCUCUGUGAAGACUGAAGAGCAUGAAGACAAAGCACCUGAGUCCUCACAGCUUCAUCACAGUCCAAACGUCCAGCGGGUGUCAGCGGGGAGUCAUGAAGAGGAGUGGCACACCAGUGUGGGACAGAAGGAGCUACAGGCCCCCUCCCACAUUAAAGAGGAGCAGCUUCAUGAUGAAGAUGAAGCUCAGUCCUUCCAGCUUCAUCACAGUCAAAGUGAGGAGAACAGAGGGGCGGAGCUUGUAAGUCAACACAUCACAGAAGCUGAUGGAGAGCAUUGUGAAGAUAUCAAGUCAGAACCAGACAGCAUCUUUGCUCCACUGUCAGACAUGGACCACAUGAUGUCACACUCUUCUGAUCACAGUGACCACAUCCAAAAACCUUUGGAGAGUAAAAAUGACUCUAAAGGUGAUACGAGACAUCACACUAACAACAAACACUUUGACUGCUCUGAAUGUGGGAAAUCAUUUAGACUGAAGAGUGAUUGUACAAGACACAUGAGAACACACACUGGAGAGAAACCUUUUACUUGCUCUGUUUGUGCUAAAAGAUUCAACACUAAGAAUGAAAUGAUAUUACACAUGAGAACACACACAGGUGAGAAACCCUUUACUUGCUCUGUUUGUAAGGAUCAUUUCUCUCAAAAGCAACACAUGACCAGACACAUGAGAACACACACUGGAGAGAAACCUUUUGCUUGCUCAGCUUGUGCUAAAAGAUUCUACACUAAGAAUGAAAUUAUAUUACACAUGAGAACACACACAGGUGAGAAACCCUUUACUUGCUCUGUUUGUAAGAAGAGUUUCUCCAGAAAGCAAAUGAUGACCAUACACAUGAGAACACACACUGGAGAGAAACCUUUUACUUGCUCUGUUUGCAAGAAGAGUUUCUCCACAAAGACAAACUUGACCACACACAUGAGAACACACACUGGAGAGAAACCUUUUACUUGCUCUGUUUGUAAGAAGAGUUUCUCCAGAAAAGAACACAUGACCAUACACAUGAGAACACACACUGGAGAUAAACAUUUUGCUUUCUCAGCUUGUGCUAAAAGAUUCUACUCUAAAAUGACAUGA
Molecule: messenger RNA, 2113 nt
Organism: Nerophis lumbriciformis (worm pipefish)
Lineage: Eukaryota; Metazoa; Chordata; Actinopteri; Syngnathiformes; Syngnathidae
Source: RefSeq, a predicted model, not a curated record